Molecule: messenger RNA, 498 nt
Organism: Capsaspora owczarzaki ATCC 30864
Lineage: Eukaryota; Filasterea; Ministeriida; Capsasporidae
Exons: 2
Coding region: 1-498 (165 amino acids)
Source: RefSeq, a predicted model, not a curated record
AUGCACCAAAGACCACCAUCAUCCCGCUUGGACCAACUGCAACGCAAGCCUCCCCCCGACCUAGAAGGCCUCGAGUGGGUUGGACCAAACUCCACGACGCGCUACCUCGGCGUCAUGCUCGGCCACGGCGAUCUGACCGUCGCAAACUUUGGCGACCUACUCGACAAGCUGCACGGCCAGCUGUCGAGAUGGCUCGUCCACGGACCGUCACUCCCAGGUCGUGUGCUCAUCGCCAACACCAUUGCGCUGUCCAAAGUCUGUUCCUCUGGCACCCAAGCAAAUGGUCGCGAACUCACCAGGCCAACGUCGCAGCACCAAUCAAAUCCGUGGCAUGCGGACUCGGACUCAUCCCUGUUCGGCGUCACCUCAAAGCCCUCCUCGCCCAAGCCGCCCUGGCAUGGUGUCAGCCGUAUGCUGCCCCAUGGAAGCACAUUGCUGUCCACCUCUGGUGUGCGACAGACAACCCAGCAUGCCCACUCAACGUGCUCAGGCUGGUGA